Trichechus manatus latirostris (Florida manatee) is the source of this 2088-nucleotide messenger RNA. RefSeq names its product transmembrane protease serine 9. The coding region runs from base 1 to 2088 and encodes 695 amino acids. The record is from RefSeq and is a predicted model, not a curated record. The transcript is spliced from 14 exons. NCBI's taxonomy places the organism in Eukaryota, Metazoa, Chordata, Mammalia, Sirenia, Trichechidae. Gene Ontology annotation, cellular component: secretory granule. Gene Ontology annotation, molecular function: serine-type endopeptidase activity. Gene Ontology annotation, biological process: proteolysis.
AUGUGGCCCUUGGCCGCAGCAAUCGCCUCCCUGACCGUGGCCGUGUCAGGCGGCAUCUCUCAGGAGUACCCCAAGAUUCUGAAUGGCACCAAUGUAACCAAUGGAUUUCUCCCAGGUGGCUACACCUGCCUCCCCCACUCUCAGCCCUGGCAGGCGGCCCUACUAGUGAAAGGGAAGCUGCUCUGUGGGGGAGUCCUAGUCCAUCCCAAAUGGGUCCUCACUGCGGCACACUGUCUGAAGGAUGGGUACGAAGUUUACCUGGGCAAGCAUGCCCUGGGGCGUGUGGAGGCAGGUGAGCAGGUAAGGGAGGUAGUCCACUCUAUCUCCCACCCUGAAUACCAGAUCAGCCCCACCCACCUGCACCAUGACCAUGACAUCAUGCUGCUGGAGCUACAGUCCCCGGUCCAGCUCACAAGCCACAUCCGCGUCCUGCCCCUUUCCCACGUCUGCCUACCUUCUGGAACCUGCUGUCGAGUGUCUGGCUGGGGCACUACCACUAGCCCUCAGGUGAGUUACCCAAAAAUCUUACAAUGUGCCAACAUCCAACUACACUCAGAUGAAGAGUGUCGUCAAGUCUACCCUGGGAGAAUCACUCCCAACAUGCUGUGUGCUGGCACAAAAGAAGGUGGCAAGGAUUCCUGUGAGGGUGACUCUGGAGGCCCCCUAGUCUGUAACGGAACACUCCAUGGCAUCAUCUCUUGGGGAGACUUCCCUUGUGGGCAGCCCAACCGACCUGGUGUCUACACUCGUGUCUCUCAAUACGUUCCAUGGAUCUGGGAAACAAUCCGAAAACACAAAACCCAGGAGCAGAAAUGGACAAAGGGCCUGGCCGAGUGUCUCCCUAAUGCACAGCCUUGGCAGGUGGAGUUGUUUGAGGGCACCACCCUGCGCUGUGGGGAUGUCCUCAUUGACCGCAGGUAUUGGGUGCGCCUGGGGGAGCACAGCCUCAGCCAGUUGGACUGGAUGGAGCAGAUUCGGCGCAGCGGCUUCUCCGUGACCUACCCCAGCUACCAGGGAGCCGUGCAGAACCAUGACCACAACCUUCGACUUCUGCAGCUGGGCAUGCCUGUCCGCUUGACCCGUGGUGUCCAGACCCUGCCCCUGCCCAGCACCUGCCUAUUCCCAGACCGGCUCCAGUGCCUCAACCCCUCCAUUGUCUCAGAUGCUGCCUGCCGUGCAGUGUUCCCUGGGAGAAUCACGGACAACAUGGUGUGUGUAGGUGGCUUGCCCGGGGAGGACGCCUGCCAGCCUGCCUCCGCCACCACCGUCGCCGGGCCCCCAGAGCCCCAGCCCCAGAGUCAAGAACCUGGGGCCUGCCCUUCCCCGCUCUGGGCCGUGAUGAUUCUGCGAUUAAUCAUGCUUGCUCUGGUGACAGGGCAUGUAGGGGGAGAGACCAGGAUCAUCAAGGGGUACGAAUGCACUCCUCAUUCCCAGCCCUGGCAGGUGGCACUGUUCCAGAAGACACGGCUGCUUUGUAGGGCAACCCUCAUCGCUCCCAAAUGGCUCCUGACAGCAGCCCACUGCCGCAAGCCCCACUGCGUAGUACACCUGGGGGAGCACAACCUCCAGCAACAGGAUGGCUGUGAGCAGACUCGAACAGCCACUGAGUCCUUCCUCCACCCAGAGUUCAACAACAGCCUCCCCAACAAAGACCACCGCAAUGACAUCAUGUUGGUGAAAAUAGCGGCACCAGCUUUCAUCACCCGGGCCGUGCGACCCAUCACCCUGUCAUCACACUGUGUCACUGCUGGCACUCGCUGCCUCAUUUCUGGCUGGGGCACCACUUCCAGCCCCCAGUUGCACCUGCCCCACAGCUUGCAAUGUGCCAACGUCACCAUCACUGAGCACAAGGAGUGUGAGGAUGCCUAUCCCGGCAGUAUCACAGACACCAUGGUGUGUGCCAGCGUUCAAGAAGCGGGCAAGGAUUCCUGCCAGGGUGACUCUGGGGGACCUCUGGUCUGUAACAGCUCUCUGCAAGGCAUUAUCUCCUGGGGCCAGGAUCCAUGUGCCAUCACCAAAAAGCCCGGUGUCUACACAAAGGUCUGCAAAUAUGUGGACUGGUUCCAGAAGGCCAUGAGAAGCAAUUAA